Molecule: messenger RNA, 1700 nt
Organism: Parathielavia appendiculata
Lineage: Eukaryota; Fungi; Ascomycota; Sordariomycetes; Sordariales; Chaetomiaceae
Exons: 4
Coding region: 167-1216 (349 amino acids)
Cellular component (GO): nucleus
Molecular function (GO): DNA binding
Source: RefSeq, a predicted model, not a curated record
CAUUUCGGACUGCAGCGUCGCAACACCGAUCGAUCAUCGCGUCGACCAAACUCCUAGCUCAGCCCUCGUCGUCUGAUUUCUCGCUCCCGACCACAAUUUUUGUCGACACAGCAUCACAGGAGAUUGACCAGUCGCCUAGUUCCGUUUAGCAUCCCCGAGAGUCAAAAUGGGCAAAAAGAAACGCGGUCAUCCCGAUAUCGAGGAGCUGCUCUCGCGCCCUUGGUGCUACUACUGCGAGCGAGACUUUGAGGACCUCAAACUCCUCAUAUCCCACCAGAAGGCAAAACAUUUCAAGUGCGACCGAUGUGGCAAGCGACUCAACACCGCUGGAGGUCUCUCCGUGCACAUGAACCAAGUCCACAAAGAGAACCUCACCAGCGUUGAGAAUGCGCUUCCCAACCGGCAAGGCCUUGACAUCGAGAUCUUCGGUAUGGAGGGUGUGCCAGACGACAUCGUACAGCAGCACAACCAGCGCAUCAUCCAGAACUUCUACACGGCGCAGGCCGAGAGGCAAGCUGCUACAGGCAACCCGCCGCGAGGGCAAGCUGGCAGUCAAGGACCGGCCAAGAAGAUCAAGCACGAGACAGCAGAGGAGCUCAAGAAGCGGUUAGCCGAACAUCGCGCAAAGCUCGCAGCUCAGAAGGCAGGAGGAGCGAAUGGUGUUCCCCCCUCAGCCGCUCCAACCGAUGGACAGAGCCCAGCGCAAGGCACCGCCCCCUUCCCUCCGCCGCAACCAGCCUACCUAUACGCCACCCCCGGCGUCCCAGGCGCCCCGACGUACCCCGCGCCACCGACCUACCCGCCGACAGCCGCCACCUUCCCGCCAGGCCCCUCCCCGCCUCCUGGCACGACAGCUCCUUUCUCAAUACCCGCCAGACCGCCCAGCGGCGCUGCUCAGGGAGCAGCUCCGCCUUAUCUUUACAACGGCGCGCCGGCUUACCCUGGCGGUGCUCCUUCGACAGUGGACGAGCUUGUGGCGAACGAGUCGAGACAGGGGGCCGGCGGCGAUGAUAUCGACCAGCUGAUAAGGAUGGCUGAGGCGGGCAUCAAGCCGGCUGCUGGGGGUCCCAAGAAUGGGCCGGAAGAGGCCGCCGCCACUGCGGGAGAAAAGAAGAAGAAGGGGUCGCGCAUGGUUUAUGCCGACACCGAGGUCAGUCCGGAGGAGAGGAUGGCCAUGUUACCGCGGUAUCGGUGGGUGGAGGGCGCUUCUGCGUGAGAAGGGAUUUAGAGUGGUGGUUGGGAUGGCGGAUGCUUACGGAAUUCGGCCGAUGAUGGGCUUCGUUGGCACACUUGAUCCGUCUGCGGGGUGCCUAGAUACGCAACCAUGACUUCACUUACGAGGCUGCGCUGUAAUUAUUGAGUUUGUACAAGACAGGGACACCGGCGGUUCGGAUCAUCUAGGUAUGUGCUCUGUCCUGUAUACUGGAACAGGAAAAUGCAUGCAUUUGGGACGGUCCCCGCCUGGCAUUCAUGCGCGAGUUACAUAACAUGGCACCUCUGCAGAUUGCCGUGGCGGCCCAACGGUGAGGUACGUUUGGAUCGAGAGAUUGGACCCAGUGUAUGUGUUCUGUCGCCAGCUGCCGUCUGGGGGACUCGCGCCUGAGCGGUUAUAGGAGGGAUUGGGUAACUUGCGACUGGUAAUGACCCACGGGCUCGCCGUCUUUCGAACACGGAGAUUGCGUUGCUAUCAGACAGCUGGU